This is a messenger RNA of Indicator indicator, 632 nucleotides long. It is a transcript of the gene CLPB, whose product is annotated as ClpB family mitochondrial disaggregase. The record is from RefSeq and is a predicted model, not a curated record. Gene Ontology annotation, cellular component: nucleus; cytoplasm. The annotation marks the transcript as partial. The transcript is spliced from 6 exons. Gene Ontology annotation, molecular function: protein binding. Lineage: Eukaryota; Metazoa; Chordata; Aves; Piciformes; Indicatoridae.
AGGAAGCUCUGCUGGAAGCUGCAAAGAUCAACAACACUGCAGAGGUCAACAGGUUGGUGCUGGAAGGUGCAGAUGUCAAUGCCAGGCACAAGCUGGGCUGGACAGCUCUGAUGGUGGCAGCCAUCAGCAGGAACUCCAGUGUGGUGAAGCUCCUGCUGGCAGCUAAAGCAGACCCAAACCUUGGAGAUGACUUCAGCAGUGUCUAUGAGAUGGCCAAGGAGAGAGGCCUCCAUUCUUUGGAAGUGCUGGUGACUCGUGAGGACCACUUCAACAACCGCCUCAACGUCAGAGCCAACUUCAAGGGCUGCACCGCCCUGCACUACGCUGUGCUGGCUGAUGACUACCUGACAGUCAAGUUGCUGCUGGAUGGAGGUGCCAACCCCCUGCAGAAGAAUGAGAUGGGGCACACAGCCCUGGACUAUGCCAGGGAGGGAGAGGUCAUGAACCUCCUGAAGGCUUCAGAGACCAAGUUCCUGGAGGAGCAGCGCAGGAGGGAGCUGGAGGAGCGCCGGAGGUUUCCCCUGGAGCAGAGGCUGAAGGAGCACAUCGUGGGCCAGGAGAGUGCCAUUGCCACCGUGGGGGCAGGUAGGGAGCCCUCAGCCUCUGCCCCUGUGUCCUGCCAGGGCUUCUGA